AUGUCUCUGUACAGACUCGCAGUUCCUCGAGACCGCAAUUGGCUGCUACGGCCUGCAAUGCACCGUCAAGCAAACCCUAUGUACACCACUACAAUCCGAACCCAUCUGGCUAUAUCCCACACCAAACCUACUCUAGCUAAUACCCAACUAGCCUCGACCAACGCGACCCGAGCAGCGUGCGGAAUCCCUGAAGAGAGCAAUGCAGGUCUGACGCCUGCACUGGCGGGGUCCCUGGGCAUGCUCGCAGUAAUCAUGGUCGGCCUGCGAGUGAUCCAGCGGACUGUGACCAGGAAGGUGUUUGGAUGGGAUGAUGUCUUGAUUAUCUUUGCCCUGGUCUGCGCUAUACCCUUGAACGCCAUGGCCUUUCCCCUGCAAAAGAACGGCCUCGGCACCAAUCUCUGGACGAUCCCCUUUGACAACAUAUCCACCCAGCUAAAGCUCCUCCUCGUCGCCGAAGUCUUCUACAUGCCCGCCGAAGCCCUAACCCAACUCUCCUUCCUCGCCUUCUACACCCGCAUCUUCCCGCCAUCCUAUAAUCUCAAGCCCGCCAUUAUCAUCCUAGCAGGCACCUCCGUCGCAUUCGGCAUCUCUAAUACACUUAUCAUGAUCUUCCAAUGCACACCUGUCUCCUACUUCUGGCAGUCCUGGACAGGCGAGGCUUCGGGUUCGUGCAUUGAUAUCAGCGCCUACUCGUGGUACCGCGCGGCCAUGCAAAUCGUGAUGGAUCUGAGUAUCAUCAGUUUGCCGAUCAGGCCGGUGUGGAAACUCGCCCUGUCGACGAGGAAGAAAGUUUUGGUGCUGGUUAUGUUUUGUACGGGGUUCUUGAUCACAGUAGUAAGCUGUCUCCGUCUUCGCUCGCUAAUCAAGUUCUCCAAAUCCGCCAAUAUAAGCAUGGACAACAACCCGGCCAUCUACUGGAGCAUGGUCGAAUGCGACGUGGCAAUCGUCUGCGCCUGCAUGCCGAGUAUUCCGGCGCUUUUGAAGGCCAUCUUCCCACGCUGCUAUGGAGACACAACACACCAGAGCGAUGAGGAUGAGGCACGAAAUGCCCGCCCUGUACCGCUGGGACAGAUUCACAAGCAGUCCGAAUUUAUGAUCCUGACGACGAGUCAGAGUCAGGAUCAGCUGGUUCGAUAG
This is a messenger RNA of Aspergillus mulundensis, 1137 nucleotides long. RefSeq lists its product as uncharacterized. The record is from RefSeq and is a predicted model, not a curated record. Bases 1 to 1137 code for a protein of 378 amino acids. NCBI's taxonomy places the organism in Eukaryota, Fungi, Ascomycota, Eurotiomycetes, Eurotiales, Aspergillaceae. The transcript has 6 exons.